Phodopus roborovskii (desert hamster) is the source of this 835-nucleotide messenger RNA. It is a transcript of the gene Sox15, whose product is annotated as SRY-box transcription factor 15. The record is from RefSeq and is a predicted model, not a curated record. Gene Ontology annotation, biological process: cell differentiation; positive regulation of transcription by RNA polymerase II; negative regulation of transcription by RNA polymerase II. Lineage: Eukaryota; Metazoa; Chordata; Mammalia; Rodentia; Cricetidae. Gene Ontology annotation, molecular function: DNA-binding transcription factor activity, RNA polymerase II-specific; RNA polymerase II cis-regulatory region sequence-specific DNA binding. The coding region runs from base 84 to 767 and encodes 227 amino acids. The transcript has 2 exons.
UGGAAGAUACUUAAGUACCCAAAAUUUCAGAGUCCAGUCUUCACUCUGGGAGGAGGGCAUUCAAGACGCUUUACCCUCAACCCAUGGCUCUGCCGGGCUCCUCACCGGCCCAGACUUGGAGCCUGGAGCCUCCGGUUCCCACAGCCUCUUUGCCUUUGGAACCUCAGGAGCAGGAGGGGCCUGGGAGCUCUGGAGCGUCUGGGAGACUUCCACUGGAGAAGGUGAAGCGGCCCAUGAACGCCUUCAUGGUGUGGAGCUCUGUUCAGCGCCGCCAGAUGGCGCAGCAGAACCCCAAGAUGCACAACUCAGAGAUCUCGAAGCGCCUGGGCGCGCAGUGGAAGCUGCUGGGCGACGAAGAGAAGCGUCCCUUUGUGGAGGAGGCCAAGCGUCUAAGAGCCCGCCACCUACGCGACUACCCCGACUACAAGUACCGACCUCGGCGCAAGAGCAAGAACUCAAGCACCAGCUCUGUCCACUUCAGCCAAGGAAGAGGUGGCCUGGCAGGUGGUGGCCCACACUGGGGACCAGGGGACACAACCAUCCAAGGGAGCAGGGGCUUUGGGUACCAGCCCCCCAACUAUUCCACAGCCUAUCUACCUGGCAGUUACACCUCUUCCCAUUGUAGACCGGAGGCCUCCUCGCCGUGCUCCCUCCCUCAGAGUGAUCCUAGGCUCCAGCAGCAGCUAAUGACCUCUUUUCCUACCUACCUAUCCCCGGGCUCUACCACUCCAUACAACACUUCCCUUGCUGGUGCCCAAUGUCUGUAACCCACCUUUAACUGGCUGGGAUAUCCAGGGCCAGCCCCAUAGACCAAUCCCUUUCUAGUUCAGAGGCC